AUGUCGUUUCCCGCCGACUUACCAGAUUGGAAUAAUCUCAGUGUGAUCCACAAGGGCACACUCCCACCCCGAGCACACUUUUACCAAUAUGUCUCCAAGGAAAAGGCCUUGUCACUUGAUCGAAACAACAGUGAAUACCUGUCGCUCAACGGCACUUGGAAGUUCCGCCACGAUGAGUCUCCGCUGGAGGCACCCGAGUGGACAUCCGCUGAUCCAGUCACUUGGGAUGACAUCCAAGUCCCAGGAAUGUGGCAGCUCCAAGGAUAUUCGCAUCCGACCUACACCAACGUCAAUUACCCAUUCCAUGUGAACCCUCCCCAAGUCCCAAUUCUCAACGAGACUGGAUCCUAUUGGCGAGAGUUCACCACCCCCUCCCAGUGGAAAGACGACCAGAUCCGCCUGAGAUUCGAAGGCGUUGAUAGCGCUUUCCACCUGUGGAUCAAUGGAGAGGAGGUCGGCUACUCCCAAGGCUCUCGCAACCCGGCGGAGUUUGACAUCAGCACAUUUCUCCGGCCUGCUGGCUCUGUGAACACGAUCGCUGUUAGGGUGUAUGAGUUUUGCGAUGGAUCAUAUAUCGAACGACAGGAUCAAUGGCUUUUGAGCGGCAUUUUCAGGGAUGUCGGUCUUCUGGCGUUUCCGCGAAACGCAGUGACCAACUUCAACGCUGUUGCAACUCUCAGCGAAGAUCUCUCGGUCGGAACCCUCACAACAAGUGUUGACGUACAAGGCAAACAUGGCAGCGUGGAAGUUCAAUUGUAUACCCCGGCCGGGGAACUCAUGUACUGUUCAACCUCUCAAUCCGCCGAAUGCACCAUACAUGUAUCCGGACCUGACCUGCAACUAUGGUCCGCCGAGAACCCUGUCCUUUACACGCUCCUGAUCACCUUCAAUGGCCGAACCAUUCCUCAGCGUAUCGGGUUCAGGCGAAUUGAGAUGAAGAACUCAAACUUCCUGGUCAACGGCAAGCCGAUUAUCCUCUAUGGCGUCAAUCGACACGAGCACCAUCAUCUCCACGGUCGCGCUGUCCCAUACGAAAGCAUGCGCGCCGACCUAGUGAUGAUGAAACGACACAAUAUCAACGCUCUACGAUGCUCCCACCAGCCGAACAAUCCCCGUCUCUACGAAGUCUGCGACGAGCUCGGACUAUACGUCAUGGCCGAGGCCGAUCUCGAGGCUCACGGAUUCGACCCCGUCGAACGAUUGAACAUUCCAAGCCAGAAUCUCAUGACCGAAUACGAGAUCCAAGAAGCAUCCUAUAAAUUGGCGAAGAAGUGGACUUCCGAUAACCCGGAAUGGAAGGAUGCCUACCUGGACAGGGCAAUCCAGCUAGUUGAGCGUUUCAAGAACUUCCCCUGCAUCAUAAUGUGGUCUCUUGGAAAUGAAGCGUUCUAUGGCCAGAACCACGUCAGUAUGUACGAGUGGAUCAAGAAAGCCGAUCCGACGCGUCUGGUCCACUAUGAGGGUGAUCGCGAGGCCUUCAGUGCAGAUCUGUACUCCACUAUGUACUGGACUCCCGAUGCAAUAAAGAAGCAUGUUGCCGAGAAAACUGACAAGCCACUCAUCCAGUGCGAAUAUGGACAUGCCACCGUUAUUCUAGUGGGCAAUGGGCCAGGAGGCUUGACGGAAUAUAUUGAAGCCUACCGCACAGAGCGGUUGCUGCAGGGUGGCUUUAUUUGGGAAUGGUGCAACCACGGUCUGUUGAAGAGAGAUGGUGAUGUUUCCUACUAUGCAUACGGCGGUGAUUUUGGCGAUGAGCCAAACGAUGCGGACUUCAUUCUUGACGGGCUGGUAUUUUCUGACCAUACGCCGAGUCCCGGACUGAUUGGUUACAAAAAGGUGAUUGAGCCAGUGUCAGUUUCCUGGGAUUUGGGCCGUCUGAAAGUGGUCAAUCAUUAUGACUUCAGCACACUGGACCAUCUUUCAGUUUCGUGGCAUCUUGUUGGUGAAUCUGGAAGCACAAAGCCACAAGAAUGGGACAUCCCAAGGAUUGAGCCCGGCGAAACCAAAUUACUGGAAAUACCUGGUGCUCUCCGGGGUCAGAUCAAGCAAGCAUCCGGUAUGGAGCGAACAUGGCUCACUGUCAACUUCCAUCUCAAGGAUGACCGAGCUUGGGCACCGAUUGGACAUGAGAUCGCCUGGACACAAUUACCUUUACACAAGACGGAGGCUUUCUCCAUCCAAGCCCCGUUUAGCUUGCCAUUGACGAACAUGUCAGUGCGCGAGCGACCAGGUCGACUCUAUAUCACGUCCAAUAAAUCCGGGUCUCAAUUCACCUAUGAUCUUAUCAGAGGUAAUCUCUCCUGGUCCACCAACGCAGGAAAGAUCUUCCACAGUGGACCCCUGCUAGGGAUAUACCGCGCACUGACUCAAAAUGAUCUCGGCAUGGAAGGGCCCAGCGUGGAGUGGAGCCGCUUCCGAGUGAAAAGCACACGCAUGUUGAUAGACUCGGCGACUUGGCAUAUCAACGACGGAGCCGUUUCAAUUAGCAUCAAAGUGAGAGUAGCACCUACCGUGCUAGCAUGGGCACUAGAAGCUACUCUCGACUACACAAUCACCGAUUCCUCGAUCCAGCUUCGAGUCAAGGGGGACUUCAGCGGGACGCAUCCAAAAUACAUCCCUCGAAUAGGUCUGACACUCCGACUGCCGCGUCAUUUCGACGCCGCGACAUGGUUCGGUAGAGGUCCUGGAGAGUCAUAUCGAGACACGAAGACCGCCUCUCGCUUCGGCACCUACACAGCCUCCAUUGCCGAUGGGCUCGAGACACCAUACGAGUGGCCUCAGGAAAAUGGCAAUCGCGUAGAUACGCGGUGGGCGCGCGUGCAUUCAUCUGAAGCUGUCUCAUCCUCAGCUCACGUGGAAGCACAGGUACCGGUUCCGCAAAUUGAGGUCAAGAUGGACGCACCAUUUAGCUUCUCCUUGCGUAAGUAUGCAAUGGCUGAGCUGGAUCGUGCAAAACAUCCACAUGAGCUUUCGGAAUUGGAGGGUGAGACUGAGCUCACUGUUGAUUAUCUUCAUCAUGGAAUUGGUACUGCGAGUUGUGGUCCCGGGCCUUUCGAAGGACACAGGUUGGAGACUGGACCGUUUGAAUUCACGACUCUAUUCAGUCUUGUUGACUGA
Penicillium olsonii is the source of this 3117-nucleotide messenger RNA. Lineage: Eukaryota; Fungi; Ascomycota; Eurotiomycetes; Eurotiales; Aspergillaceae. The record is from the annotation of a GenBank genome assembly.